CCGAGACUCUCAGUUCGUCGGCGAUCAGUUUGCAUCGGGCUGUCGCCGGUGCGGGCUGCAGGUUGAACACGCCUGCUUUCUGUCAGUGUCGCUCUCGCUUUGGUUUCGGAAUCGUGCGAUGUCGUCUGCUUUCUGAAGUCGUGUCUCCUAUAAACACCGAUUCCAGCCUGAAUAUCACAGCGUCUUUAAAGAGACUGCGCAAUGUGAUUGCCGCCGUCUGCAACAUACAGAGGACGUUUUCGAAAUUGCAGAAAGUUCGCUAACGACACUUUGUGCUCCUGCAAGGAUAUGUGAAAGCGUGAAGUGUGCAGUGCGGUGUGCUCACGUUUUGUGCACGACGUGUUCCUGCUUACAAAUAAGGGGUGCCGCAGGUGGCAAGUAAUAUUUAAACCUCUUCUACCUUUUAGGCUGUAUAUUGCGAGUGACAACGCCGAAUACGCACGAAAUUAUAAAGUUAUAAAGCAAAUAAUUCUCACUCUUCCAAACUCGGUAAAAAAUUUCGCUAACUUUUUGUAGCUUUCUGCAAAGUCUCCCCAAACUGGUCAAACAAUAAUGCGACAGCAAUGUGAACCAAUGCGUUUCUCUUGACGUCCAAGAAACUUUGGACUCCCCGUUUGAAUAUUCACGUGCCAUCGAAAGACAACGUGACGAGUCUGGAACGAAGCAACACUGAGAAAAAUGUCGUCUGCUACAGGAUGAGCCGCGUCGUCUGCUACAAGUCGUCUGCCUUCUUCCACAGUGUGCAGUGAUUGAUAGUGAAACGGGAAGCGGUCGAAGUCACCACUUCCUGCCUGUCAGUUUCUCGUUUUCAAAGGACCGGAGUGGUUGGCCAUUUAUCCAAGAAAGAGAAUUGGCCACUUAAGCUUGUAAAGGGGUCGGCGGGCUGGAAACCUCUGUUUCCCUAGUGGUGUGAACGUGCUCUGUGUUUGUCGGUUUUUACGCUAACUUCUGAAUUACGAGCUCUUAGAUGCGCAUCAUCACUUCGCAAACAAACGCGAUUUUGCGUUACUGAAGCUGCAGAUUUCUAAACGAUCUCAAAGGCAAUGCCAUUAUCGUAUAGCGAUUUGAGUUGGGCACGGAAUCCGAAACCCCCCUUCGGAAGUUUGUAGUGCCGAGGCGGUAAGCUGACAAAUGUAUCAUAGUGCUGUGAGAUACCGUGUUAUUACAGGAAACAUGGUGCAGUGACACUUAAUGUAACACUUAAAGCUGAGAAAGGAUCACCAGGGUUCGAACUAACAAGAACACGGCCUGGCCCUGUUUUAACGACCGUAGGUUAUUACGGAGCGAGCCCAAAGCAGACGUCUUGUUCCCUGUUUCUUUUACGACCACAAAAAACACAAUCACUUCGCACUCAACGGCCGCGUGCUUCUGCAGGAACACAAUCAGAGUCGCGCAGCUCCACCCCUGUCGAUCGGUUGGAACCGUUCCUCGUACCAGCUUGUUCGCUGUUUUCCAACACCCUCUUCAACAGGACGCGACACUCAGUAAAACAAAAAUAAAAAUAAGAGGACAGCAUUCGCCUCGUAAUUGCCGCCGGAAGUGGAUAAGCGCUGCCGCGAUGAUACUGAUGACGCUGGUGAUGAACUUCCGGAGCUCCAUAAUGGCGCAGGAGGAAAUACAGGCAAUUACUUCACGUGUGUAGUGCGGCGACGAGGUGAAUUGGGGGAGUACCGUCCACGCAAUUCUGAGGCUGCACCAACGAGAUUAGGAAUCAAGGAAAUCGAUAAGAGCUGAUUAGGUAGGCCAGAUUGCACAGGAUCGACGUUUAUUGGCUGCCGUUAACUCGAACAGGUCUGUUAGAAGCCCGUUCUGUCUUCCUCAGAAAAAAGAGAGAAAAAAGAAAAAAGGAAGGAGGAGAGGCUCGGACUUUUUUCUUCGUUUUCGCGUCACGAUUUCCUUUUCUUUUUCUUUUUUGUUGCCCUUCUGGAAUCGAUCGUUUUGCUUGUAAAAUAUUCAGGAGAUCCCGUCUUCUAGAAGGCCUGGUAGGACCCCUCUGUUCCCGGACGAAAUUGAAUGCCUCUAAGAUUCCCCUUUUAAGUUGGGUUUUCUUGAAAGAGGAUUCGGCUUUCGCCAUGUCCCAGUGAGCCUUGAUGCACUUGGAAGGAAACAGAGGCUGUGAUGGAUAUCCGUGACCAGGUGCGGGGACAAUGGAAAGGUGGACUGGCAGACAUUCGUGUGGUUGGAGCGAAGUAGAGGACAAAGAAGUGAAUCACAAAGUAUGGUUGGAAAAUCUGUAGACGGGUACCGCAGAAAACGUAUCGAAAUUUGAGGAAUCUACCUUCCGAAAAGCGCGGUCGCGGUGAAAAACUGAAGGAUAUAUUUUAUUUGUAAGACAUCAUGAUGUUAUAAGCUGAAUGAGUUGCGCGUAUAGCCGAAACCAUCAAGGUAAACUUACGCAGAACUCUACCAACCUAACGGUGCAUCUCAGAUAGAGGCGCAAUUGAAAUAUCAACUAUAUCCUACAAGCUCGAGCGGCAUACCAUUCACGUGAAAUAUUGGCGACCCGCUCACAACUAAUACAACCUCACGCUGAGACAAGAGCUGGUUUGGAGUAAAGCAGAGACCAUUGCCAGCCUCAGUUAAACUUCCUCAGUGCAUGCCGAUUACGUUUCUACAACAUACAUUCUUUAUCCCAUGUCACUUUUUUUCGUCCUGAUGCAUCUUGAGCUAUGUGAGCAGUAGAGGUGGACGUCUUCAGUAGUUCAACAAACCUUGUUCCAUUCAUGUUUUGGCAUAUGCAAAAAUCUGUCUGAGAGUUGUAACAAGAUAAGAGGCCAUUAUCUAUUCUGCAAAAGGUACACAUCACUAUACUCGCGUUUGUUGUUCGAAUUUUCUCACCAUGAAUUCGCGAAACCAAUUGGCGAAGAAGUGCUGAGCUAAAACCAGUCCUUUGGGAAAAGGAACCUUCCAAACAUUGUGAUGAAAACCGACGUCACCAACGUGGCUAAACUUUCGGAGUGUUAGCGAGGAUCUUCAGGACGACGCAUAUUGCACGUCCGUCACGAUGGCUGUAUUUUAGCCCUCAUCUUUUCGGUCACCGUGGAUUUCAGUAAUCAUAGACUUGAAAAUGGCGAUAAGAACAAGAAAUUCUUUGAGAAACAUUUGUCAUCUUCCAUAACCUGCACAUGUAGUGUCCGAUUCCAGCUCAGGGUUGUGAAGAAAAGAUGACAAUCUUGGAUUUAAAAGAAAACCGAAAGCAAGGAGAGGUUUGAAAUUGUUCCUUUUUCGCCGAAAGUCUACAAGAGCGCAUCUUCGGAAAUAAGGUUGCGACUACAGGGACUGAAAUGGGGAGAUAGCUAAACAGAUAUGUUAGAUUGUUUUUCGGCCAACCGUCUGAAACGCUCGCGUCUGGGUGAUUGAAGAAAUGUAUUGGACGUCAUCGCAUCGUAUCACUUUGAAGUAACGUCUUCGAAAAUGGCUGGCGUAGUGUUAACGGGUGCAGUGAUGUGCAGUGCUGUUCUGUGUGUACUCCGACGCUCCGUUCCAAAGUGCUGUUUUGGGAGUGUCGCACAUCUACGAAGGACAUCCGGCGGAAGUUCUGCGUGGACUGGCUGUCUCGCUGUUCUUUCACUGUUUCAAGUACUCGGCCAAGCGGCCACAAGCAGCGACGUGUGGGAAACCCGCAGAGCUCCAUCUUUCACCUUGGAACCUCCCCACUGGGUUGAGUUUUCAAAUACAAGCGGAGCCGAGGUCCGAUGCGAAGCCGACGGCCUUCCACCGCCACAGGUCGUCUGGGUGACGGUCGACGGAGGAGCCGUCGUCGUCAGUCCUGGCUUAAGGCUUCUCGAGGACGGAGGUUCGACUCUCGUCUUUCCUGCCUUCCCAGCUGACGCCUACAGACAAGAUGUGCACGCGGCGUUAUACCGCUGUAUGGCCACAAACGUAAUGGGUACCAUUGCCAGCAGGGACGUCCAUGUGACAGCAGUGGUGGACUACCAGUACGAACCUCGUGUUCACGACGGCUUUGUGAUCCGCGGCAACACGGCGAUUCUCAAAUGCCACGUUCCGUCCUACAUCCGACAGUACACGCUCGUCGAUGCGUGGAUUCGCGACGACGGCUUCACCAUCAACGCAUCUGGGAACAAAGAAGACCGUUACACCCUCCUUCAAACGGGUGAGCUGCUCGUCUACAAGACUGCACCGGAAGAUGCCAUCAGAAGCUACCGAUGCCGCACGAGACACAGGCUCACGGGGCAUCUGACCGCAAGCUCGGUUGCGGGAAAAGUAACCGUCACAGAAGCACACGCAGCUACGCAAGUCAAAGUCACCCUCAGUCUUUCCGAAGUCAAAGCCAAGAUCGGGGGCCAUGCUGAUUUGCCAUGUGUCGCUCAGGGAUACCCUCCUCCACACUACACGUGGUACAAAGAAGAUAGGGGGCGCCGCGUGUCCGUCGUCGAAUCAGAUCGGAUGCAGACGUCCAAUGGUGUGCUCAGCAUUCGUGCCGUCACAGUUCAAGAUGGCGGCCGUUACAUCUGCGUCGCCCGAAACAGCGCCGGGGAGCAGAAGGUGGAAACGUUACUCUCCGUAGCGGUGCCCCUCAGCGCGACCCUGGAGCCAGCCUUCCAGACAAUAGCGGUUGGACUUCCGGUGACGCUGAACUGCAGCGUGCAGGGACAGCCCGUCCAUCGCGUGACGUGGUGGAAAGACGGUGUCCUACUGGUUCCCGACGGCCGUGUGCAGCUAAUAUCACGUGACCAGAUCCGGAUUAAAUCCGUGCGCCGCGAAGACGCCGGAAUGUACCAGUGUGUUGCACAGAACGAGAGAGACUCGUGUCAGGCUGCGGCUCAUCUUCGUCUUGACGACAUUUCCCCCGUACUGGACGAGACGUUCGAGCCCAGCGUCAUCCGGCGCGGUGAACCAAUCUCCCUCUCGUGUCGUGCUCGCGGAAGUCCCGUCCCGGACGUAACGUGGACUUUGGACGGUGACCUCCUCUACCCGUCUCAUCGGGUCAAGAUCACGUCUGAACGGACUACAACGGAGAUCGCCUCUGUCCUCAACAUCUCCGAAGCCCGUCUCGAAGACAGUGGAGAGUACAGUUGUGUGGCACGCAACGACAUUGCGACGGUGACUCAUUCAGCGCGGUUGGAUGUGCACGGACCGCCUUUUGUGCGGCCUUUGAGGAACGUUACAGUGGUGUCGGCGACGGAGCUGAGGUUACGGUGUCCUUACGGAGGACAUCCAGUGGACGCUGUUACCUGGCAUAAGGGAGGCAUGGUUCUUCCAGUCAACUAUCGCCAGGGCGUCGACAGUCGAGGAGGGUUGGUCAUACAGGAGGCGCAGAAACCGGCCGACGAAGGGGAAUACACCUGCUUCGUGACGGGCAGCUCCGGGCUCACGGCGAGCGGCUCAACGUAUGUCUCCGUUGUAGUGGCCCCAAUGAUCGACGACCAUUUCUUCCCGGACGUGAUCAAGGUAGAAGAAGGAACCCGAUCUCGCCUAAUGUGUUCGGUGUCAAAGGGUGACCCUCCCCUACGCUUCCGAUGGAUCAAGAACGGUCUCAAUAUCAACACACGAGGAGAUCGGACCAUCGAAGCGAACGACGACUCCUCCAUCAUCAAGUUCGCCCGCGUCCGCUUUUCCGACAAAGGACGCUACGUAUGUUUCGUGUCAAACGAUGCCGCCUCCGUCAACCGGACGGUCGAGCUAGUUGUGCACGUGAGUCCACGGUGGAAAACGGAGCCUCAGAAUGCUUCUGUCAUCCUUGGAGGUUCGGUGUUUCUGCACUGCGCGUCCGACGGUUAUCCUACUCCUUCAAUCACUUGGAAAAAGGGGCAAGGAAGCGCGCCUCGGAACUUCACUUACGUGCAUUACAAUUUCCGAAACCAUCACUUUCUGAACGGCAGUCUCCUUAUUCGAGAAGUGGAAGAAUCGGACAGGGGAUAUUAUCUGUGUGAAGCGCACAACGGGAUCGGCUCUGGAAUCAGCAAGUUAAUCUUCCUCAACGUACAUGUUCCUCCGCGGUUCGAAGUCAAACAUCGCAGCUUCCUCGUGAAAAAAGGCGAAGAUUUCUCGGCUCACUGUCGAGCACACGGCGAAGCGCCAAUGGCUUACCACUGGGAGAAGAACCAGAAGCCCGUCGACGGCGAAAGGCAUCAGACAAAAGAUGGCGAGGACAAGAAUGGCGACGUCCAGUCCCUGCUGCAAAUCUUGGAAACUGUUCGAGAGGACUCGGCUGUGUACUCAUGUAAAGCGAGGAAUAACUACGGGGAAGAUUCUACUCAUCUCCAACUCAUCGUUCAAGAGCCACCCGAUGCCCCGAGCAGCCUGACGGUUACCAACUACACCAGCCGCUCCGCAACCAUCCAAUGGCAAGCACCGUACAACGGGAACAGCCAGAUCAGCAGAUACGUCCUACAACAUAAACUUCAGAAAGAGUCGUGGUCCGGACCUGUGUCGCAGAUGGUUAUUCCAGGAACCGACGUGACCGCUACUGUGCGUGGACUCCAACCAGUUACAAAAUACGCACUGAGAAUCGUUGCGGAAAACGCCCUGGGACCCGGGGCUCCGAGCAACGCCAGUCUAGUGACAACUAUGGAAGAAGCGCCGACCGGAACUCCCUCUUCGGUUACUGUCCAUACUACAGGCUCACAGUCACUCAAAGUAUCCUGGCGGCCUCCAAGCAAAGAGCAUCAGCACGGCACCAUCGUCGGAUACCAAGUUGGAUACCGCGUUGCCCACACAGACGACAGCUUCCAAUUUAAGCAGGUGGAAGUCAGACCGGGUGGCGAUUCGAACAACCAGGAGACGACGUACCUGACCAACCUGCAGCGUCUCACGAAGUAUGGCAUCGUUGUGCAAGCCUACAACCGAGCAGGAACAGGGCCGGCUUCGGACGAAGUCAUUGCCACCACGCUGGAGACUGCGCCCCCUACAUCGCCAUCUAUCAAGGCCGUGGCACUGUCUUCCUCGUCACUCUCUGUUCAUUGGGAAAGGGAUUCGAAAGACAAAUCGCUUGUCACAGAGUACGUGCUCCACUACGGCACUGACAACGGGGAAUGGAAGAAGAUGCCCUUGAACGCCAGCCGACAAACGUUCGUGUUGGAAGGGCUCAACUGUGGCUCCGUCUACCGGCUCUACAUGACAGCAUCUAAUAGCCUCGGCACCGGAGAGCCCGGGGACGAGGUGACAGUGCGGACGAAGGGAGCUGCUCCAAUAUCUCCUAUGGUUGACAAGUUUAUCACGACAAAUGCCACGAGCGCCAUCCUGCACUUGGGAUCCUGGUCCACCGGUGGAUGUCCCGUCACCCACUUCAGCAUCCAGUACCGCCUAAAGUUUCAUCCAACUUGGCUACCCAUGGCAGAGACCGUAAGCCCCCGCAGCCGAAGUUAUGUCCUCAACGACCUCCUUCCCGACAGACAGUACCAAGUCAGCGUCAUUGCCCAUAGCGAGGCAGGCCAAACACAGGCUGAUUUCGAGUUCCACACCCCAGCACUUUCCGCCGCCGUAGCAACCCUGAUUCCCACAGCCAUCCAGGACCAGUCCUCGGUACCUCUCCACCAGAACGUGGCCGUUGUCGCUCCCGUCGCUGUAUCGGCAGCCAUAGUUCUUGUGUCCCUUCUGGCUGUCUACGUUUGCCUACGACGACGAGGGUCCCAUUACGAUUCUCACAAUGCCAACGGUGGUCAUCCACGGAAAUUGUACCUGGACGGUGCCAUGAUUAUGUCGGAAUUCAGCCAAAAGGCAGCGACGGUAAAUAGCACUGCACAGAGGUCAAGUUACUACGCCUCGCCCGCCAAGAAGCCUCAGGCCGUUACAGCGUCCAGCAAUCAUAAGCCCACAAAAGACCGGACCUACGCUGAGCCGUACCCUUCGUCGGGAGAACAGCCGGCGUACGGCUCUCGGUCGACGACGCAACAGCCAAAGGCACGAGGGAAAGACGAUUACGGCGGAAAUGGGACGCCGCUUUCCAUAGCCCUGAGUUCGUGCCCUCUGACUAAGUCCAGUUUUACUAACGUCAGGGCUUCUGUGUGUUCUUCUGACGGAAGAAUAAGCCAUUCGGUGCUGCCGCAAGACAAGUACCUAUCAGGCGAAGGCUACGGCAGCAUCUCUAGCCAAUCUGGAGAGAGCACGGGGGACCGGUGCAGCCAAUCGGGAAGCCUCCCGCGAACGCAUUUAAGGCACUUUGAAUUUGUUAGCUAAUAUAUCGCGACGCAGUUGCCGCUUUGAUCUUCCUGUCUACUAUGUCAGACAAACAAAACGCUGUUAAUUAAACUUUUUCAGAAGCUUGCCAAUAAAAGCAU
This is a messenger RNA of Ornithodoros turicata, 8240 nucleotides long. Its product is annotated as cell adhesion molecule Dscam2-like. Gene Ontology annotation, molecular function: protein binding. The record is from RefSeq and is a predicted model, not a curated record. The transcript is spliced from 26 exons. Lineage: Eukaryota; Metazoa; Arthropoda; Arachnida; Ixodida; Argasidae. Gene Ontology annotation, biological process: axon guidance; cell-cell adhesion; neuron migration. The coding region runs from base 3415 to 8139 and encodes 1574 amino acids. Gene Ontology annotation, cellular component: axonal growth cone; cell surface; plasma membrane.